CAGCAACCGGAGUGAACCACCCACCUUUGUCAACAACACAUCCGAAAGUAACGUAAAAGCGCACGACAAGGAUGUCACCGCAGUACAAGAUUUCAAUUUUCAUGCCACAUUUCAAUUCCGACGAUUGCUCUCGUCAAUAGCGCUGUCACACAUGUUGCCUUCGGGGGGCCUUAACAAUCGAAACUCUGAUUCCCAUAACUUCAGUACCUCAUCCUCGCUGAUGGAUCCCAUACCUAAAUUUCAGGCAUCGCCUGGGCCUGUUCUUCACCCCGUCUCUCCAGAGCGCAUCAAUCAGCAGAAGAUGAACGGUCAUCCAGUACACCCUGCUGAGCUUUCUCCGCUCCAGCACAAGCAUACACGCACGAACUCUGAUGUCCAAGCGAAAGUGGCAUUUCUAAAUCAACUUUCAAGGGCUAGCAGUCCAGCUCCGUCGCAUCCUUCCUCGACCACCACAGCCGCCCUUCACAGGGCGAUACUGGGUCGUGAAGAAGCGGAGGCUUCGCUUCAGGCAACACUUGCUGAACUUUCAGAGGCGAAUUCACGAGAACGACGAGUCAGUGAACGGCUAGAGUCUUUAAUGGAGGAAUUGCACGCUCUUAAGGAGCGGCAAACACAUGAACGAGCAGUAUUCGAAAAGGAAGUCCGAAGGGCACGAAAAGAAGCUUUCCGGGCUGGAUCAGCACUUGUUAAAGCGCAAGAAGAACUCAAAUCGUCAAGGGUGGAGAUAAAAACAUUAAGAGAGGAAGUUGCCGGCGAGAGAGAAGCAAAAGAGAAGGCGAAACAGGAAGCAUUCGAGCGCGCAUAUGCAUUAGCUGGAUUGACGGAAGAAGUGGAGGUCUUGAAAGAAAAAAUACGCUCUUUUGAAACCGAUAACCAGUCAGAUAUUCUCGAGGCAAGGGCCGAAGAACUGAGAGCAGAAACACCCAAUUCCAGGCCUCCACUGGCGGAGAGGGACGUUGCUGCCUGCGCCCCAACAUCAUUGCGAUUAAAAUCAGACCGAAUAUCUUCGAGUCCCCGCAAAAGCGGCAUUAACUACCAAGCUGCAAGUCCACGACUAGGUUCUCCACUCAAAAUGAGGGUUUCGCGCCGCAAUUCAUGCAAGGAAAAUGAGGACCCAAAAGAGUCCAGCGCGCAUGACGAGCUUCUCGAGGAUUUGGAGCAGGACCUCGCAUUCGAGAAACGCCGGCGAUUAAAAGCAGAGGAAAUGGUACACUUCCUCAAGAUGGAAUGCCAAUUCCAUCGUUGCUCCUGCCGACUCGCAGAAAUGCAAGGGCUUCGGUAUAUUCACGAUGCGGAGUGGGAUGAAAUGAAUCCCCAGAAGGAAGAAACAGUCACCAACUCCACGUCUAGCGACCAAGCUGCGCCCCAGGUGACUAGAAUUUCAGAUAGUGCUCCGAUCGUCACAGCACAUCGGGAAACGCAGACCACGGAACCUGCAGUGGCGUUCUGUCCAGAUACAGGGACGUUUAAGGCAGUUUCGUCCAGCGCAUCUCCCAGUAACGUGGAUACAGAAUCAUCCGUCCGCCUACAAAAAACUGUCCAGGAACUUUCACCGCUACCGGCUGGGCCUCAAUAUAAUCACACCUCAGCCUUCCCACUAGUGCCACAAACCACGGAGGUCGAAAUGGAAGAUCCUAAGCCCACAGACAUCCUAACAGAACCUCCCGUCCUAGCACAAUAUCCUUUUCAACUCGUCACACAACCUGCGACUGCUUUCGAACCGGCAAGUUCCUCCCGCUUCUUUCCUCGAAAUUUACACGUCGAAACAACCAAUUCCCAAGAACAAAUGGCUCCUGCUGAUGCCACAACCCCAACAAUGCCAGGCUCCAUGACAACAACCACCACAACUAUUCCUCUCCACUCUGACGAUUACUCUUCUAGAGCGAACUGUCCCAUUCCUGGCACCCCUGUAACGCGAGAAGAAGCACUCGCCCAGAUUCGCGCGCGAAGAGGGCGUGCACAGACUCUGAAAAGAUCUGCUAGCGCCAACGAUGCUGCUUCCCGUCCUUCAUCGCGCUCUCGUUCCCGCCUUGCAAAUUCCAGCACUACGCCUACCCAUGGCGCAAGACGGAUUCCGGGAAGUAGUCGUCCCGCCAGUCGAGUUGCCAAGAGAGAUUUCAGUGCACCUAUUGGAAGAUAUUGAGCAUUAUCUAGUUCUUAAAGCGGUGUUUUACCUGGUGCUAUAUCUGUUCUAUUUUCUUCCUAUCCCCCCUCUUUAUAUUCAUCUUUACAUCUUCGUUGGGCGUCGUGUACUGUUUUACGGGGUUUCAAAGUUUAGAUACCCUUUUAAGCGGGUGUUGUAUGCUUUUGCUUUUCUGUUCACAUUUAUUUCUGGAGCUUUUCAUUCCUAUCCUUUCAUUUGGAUCUGAUUGACGCGGCGUGAGGCUUGCCCAUCAUGUUAUUGACCUCGUCCUCCUCAUCUUCCUAUUAUAAUUUCUGGCAAAAAGCUCCAUUAGCGUCUAUUAUCUCCAAUUCCAUCUCAUCUUUGGUUAUGUGCCUUUUCCCCUACCUUUUUUGAUCCCCUUGCUUGCUCGCUGCGUGGAUCUCACACCCCCUUGGUUUUUUGGUAGCCAGGCGUCUCUAUCGUGUAGCUCAGCGUUCCAAAGAUUAUUUUUUAUGGCAUUUUAUUCGGGGUCAGGCGUUCUUCGGAGGAUGUUCUUCCGUUCUCUGCUCUAUUUAUUUAACGUUUUUAUCCCCUUCGAGGCAAAUAAAUAAUGGACUCGUUUUAAAUAAUGUAUUAUACAUCUACUUAACAUCAUGAUCGCCUGUUACUGUGGGCAUAUAACAACUGUUUUCGGUUUGGUUUAGACCAGCAGGCAUAUUUUGGAACUACUUUCGGCCGUGUUGGAUAUGUGAUAUCAUUUAAACUUCUUGAAAUGAGGUUUUGGAUGCAUAGUUUGUCCUGGCUAAAAACAUGAACUCGAAACACUAGGAUCACAAUGCUGAUAGCUAGGGUAACUGUAGGUGGAUUAUAUAUAGAGCACUUAUCUCAAUUCCACCGAACUCGAUGAAAGAGGGUAUCCC
This is a messenger RNA of Blastomyces gilchristii SLH14081, 3024 nucleotides long. RefSeq lists its product as uncharacterized. Lineage: Eukaryota; Fungi; Ascomycota; Eurotiomycetes; Onygenales; Ajellomycetaceae. Bases 152 to 2143 code for a protein of 663 amino acids. The record is from RefSeq and is a predicted model, not a curated record. The transcript has a single exon.